Grosmannia clavigera kw1407 is the source of this 2508-nucleotide messenger RNA. RefSeq names its product DNA replication licensing factor. Gene Ontology annotation, cellular component: nucleus; MCM complex. Gene Ontology annotation, molecular function: ATP hydrolysis activity; single-stranded DNA helicase activity; single-stranded DNA binding. Gene Ontology annotation, biological process: double-strand break repair via break-induced replication; DNA strand elongation involved in DNA replication; DNA replication initiation. The record is from RefSeq and is a predicted model, not a curated record. The transcript has 4 exons. Bases 1 to 2508 code for a protein of 835 amino acids. NCBI's taxonomy places the organism in Eukaryota, Fungi, Ascomycota, Sordariomycetes, Ophiostomatales, Ophiostomataceae.
AUGGCGCAAGUGCUUCUCAAUUACAAGAGGCCGGUGGACUACAAUGCCCAGCUGAGUAGGGAUCCCAGCUUUCUGUCGGACUUCAAGUCGACGCCGGAACACGCCAUAGUCCAUGCUCUGGGCAACAUCAACAUUGACGAUGACGACCUGAGCGACGAGUACGACUUCAUGGACGAGGACGGCGGCGCGGCGGCGCGGCGGGCACAAGAGCGGGCAGCACGACGCAAGCCGCAGUACAAGUACCGGGAGCUGCUGCAGGGACUGGCGGACCGGAAGAUCAACGAGAUUGUGGUGGACCUGGACGACGUGCAUUCAUUCGAAGAGGACGUGGGCCAGGAGCUCAAGCUGACGCAGUCGAUCGAGGGUAACACGAAGCACUACGUGGAGCUGCUGUCGAAAGCGGUGGAUGAGUUGCUGCCAGAGCCGAGCACAGACGUGUCGUUCAAAGAUGACGUACUGGACGUGCUGAUGGCGCGGCGCAAGCUGCGCAAUCGCGAGCUACAGGACGGGGCGGAGGCGCUGGGCGAUCCGGCGAUGCUGACGGACAUGUUCCCGGCAGAGCUGACGCGACGGUACACGCUGGUGUUCCGGCCGCGGACGUCGACAAUGGAGCACGUGGCAAAGCCACUGGCAGUGCGACAGGUGCGCGGCGAGGAUCUGGGACACCUGAUUACGAUCCGGGCGAUUGCGACGCGGGUGUCGGACGUGAAACCGAUUGCGCAGGUGAGCGCAUACACGUGCGACCGGUGCGGCUGCGAGAUCUUCCAGCCGGUGACGGACAAGCAGUUUGCGCCGCUAGCGAUCUGCCCGUCGGCCGACUGCAAGGCGAACCAGUCGGGCGGACAGUUGCACCCGUCAUCGCGGGCGUCCAAGUUUCUGCCGUUCCAAGAGGUCAAGGUGCAGGAGCUGGCAGAACAGGUGCCGAUCGGGCAGAUUCCGCGCACACUGACGGUGCUGUGCUACGGCAGUCUGGUGCGGCGGAUCAGCCCGGGCGACGUGGUGGACAUUGCGGGCAUCUUCUUGCCGACACCGUACACGGGCUUCAAGGCGAUGCGGGCGGGCUUGCUGACGGACACAUACCUGGAGGCGCACCACGUGGCGCAGCACAAGCGGGCGUAUGAGGACAUGCAGAUCGAGCCACAGCUGGUGCGGCGGAUCGAGCAGUUCCGGCAGUCGGGACACGUGUACGAGUACCUGGCCAAGUCGAUCGCGCCAGAGAUCUUUGGGCACCUGGACGUGAAGAAGGCGCUGCUUCUGCUGCUGGUGGGCGGAGUGACGAAGCAGAUGGGUGACGGGAUGAAGAUCCGCGGCGACAUCAACAUCUGUCUGAUGGGCGACCCGGGUGUGGCCAAGUCGCAGCUGCUCAAGUACAUCAGCAAGGUGGCGCCGCGCGGCGUAUACACAACGGGACGAGGCAGCAGCGGUGUAGGUCUGACGGCGGCGGUGAUGCGCGACCCGGUGACGGACGAGAUGGUGCUGGAGGGUGGGGCGCUGGUGCUGGCGGACAACGGGAUCUGCUGCAUCGACGAGUUUGACAAGAUGGACGAGAACGACCGGACAGCGAUCCACGAGGUGAUGGAGCAGCAGACGAUCAGCAUCAGCAAGGCGGGCAUCUCGACGUCGCUGAACGCGCGCACAUCGAUCCUGGCGGCGGCGAACCCGAUCUACGGCCGGUACAACCCGCGGAUCUCGCCGGUCGAGAACAUUAACCUGCCGGCAGCGCUGCUGUCGCGGUUUGACGUCAUGUUCCUGCUGCUGGACACGCCGUCGCGCGAGACGGACGGACAGCUGGCGAAGCACGUGACCUAUGUGCACAUGCACGGGCGGCAUCCGACGAUUGGGGAGAGCAGUGACGCGGAUGCGGACGUGGUCUUCUCGCCGCACGAGGUGCGGUCAUACGUGGCGCGCGCGCGGACGUUCCGGCCGGUGGUGCCGGAGUCAGUGUCGGACUACAUGGUCAAAACGUACGUGCGGAUGCGCGAGCAGCAGAAGCGGGCGGAGAAGCGCGGGCGCCAAUUCACGCACACAACGCCGCGCACGCUGCUGGGCAUCGUGCGGCUGGCUCAGGCGCUGGCGCGGCUGCGGUUCUGCGACGCCGUCGACCGGUACGACGUGGACGAGGCCCUGCGUCUGAUGGAGGCCAGCAUGGAGACGCUCAAUGCGGAGAGCACAAACAGCGGUGGCGGCCGUCGGGGCAACGCCAGCAGCCGCAUCUACAGCUUUGUCAAGUCGCUGGCGGACUCGGGCGCCUGCCGGCCCGACCGGGAGGAGGACGGGGCGGACGCGGACGAGGACGAGGAAGACAACCACAACAGCGGCGGCAUCGAGCUGAGCCUGCGUCGCGUCAAGGAGCGGGUCAUUGCCAAGGGCUUCACGGAGGACCAAUGGCUGACGGCGCUGGACGAAUACGCCGCGAUCGAUGUCUGGCAAACGGCUGGAAACAUGAGCAGACUGGUGUUCAUCGCGUCGGCCGAGGACGGCGAGGCAGACGACGACGACGACGAGUAA